Molecule: messenger RNA, 1381 nt
Organism: Paramecium octaurelia
Lineage: Eukaryota; Ciliophora; Oligohymenophorea; Peniculida; Parameciidae
Source: the annotation of a GenBank genome assembly
UUUAAUUCUGUAGCUACAAAUGGCCACUCAUUAUAGAUUAGAUGAAUAGCAUCAUUUGCUUUCAACUCAUAAAACAAAGUUCCAAUUGCCAAAAGGACACUUCUUAUUUACAUCUGAAAGUGUUAGUGCCGGUCAUCCCGAUAAAUUGUGUGACUUCAUUAGUGACAGCAUUCUUGAUGCUUGUUUAGACCAAGAUCCCAAUUCUAAAGUAGCAUGUGAAUCAGCAUGCAAAAACUCUCUUGUUAUGGUAUUCGGUGAAAUCACAACAAAUGCUUAAGUGCCCUAUGAGACAAUCGUUAGAGAAGCAAUCAAGAACGUUGGCUAUGAUAACAUAAGUAAUCCAAUUAAUUAUUACAUCAUUUAGGCAAGGGAUUGGACUACAAGAAUGCAUCCAUAAUAGUCUCUUUAGAUCAACAAUCUAGAGAGAUUAAUCAAGCUGUCGUGGGUGCUAAACACGAAGACGAGAUUGGUGCAGGAGAUUAAGGAUUAAUGAUAGGAUAUGCAUCAGAUGAAACCCCUGAACUGAUGCCAUUAACUCAUCAUCUCUGCAAUAAACUAAUUGCGAGACUCCAGGAAUGCAGAGAAAAAGAAAUCUGUCCUUGGAUGAGACCAGAUGCUAAAGUUUAAGUUACCGUUGAAUACAAGAGAGAUGGUGCAACAUUCUUCCCUGUUAGAAUUCACAAUGUGUUAAUCUCAUAAUAACAUGAUGAAAAAAUCACACAUAGUGAAAUACAAGCCGAAUUACAUUCUCAUGUUCUCAAGUAUAACUUAAUUCUAUUCUCAAAAGGCAUGUCUUACCAUAAUAAUAUGUUGAUGAACACACUCAAUACCAUUUAAAUCCAUCCAAAGCAUUUACUGUUGGUGGACCAUAUGGAGAUGCAGGAUUGACUGGUCGUAAGAUCAUUGUUGACACUUAUGGUGGAUGGGGUGGCCACGGUGGUGGUGCAUUCUCAGGAAAAGACCCCACAAAAGUUGAUAGAAGUGCUGCUUAUGCUGCCAGAUGGGUUGCCAAAUCAUUAGUAGCAUCUAAAUUAUGCAAGAGAGUCAUGAUUUAAGUUGCAUAUGGUAUUGGUAUCAGUGAACCAUUGUCAAUUUCUGUUAAUUCAUAUGGAACACACGCUGAAGGUUAUGAUGAUGAUGAUCUAUCUGAAAUUGUAUAAGAAAGCUUUGAUUUGAGACCAGGAGUUAUUAUUAGAGAACUUCAAUUAAGAAGACCCAUUUAUGCUAAAACUGCUUCAGGUGGUCAUUUUGGUAGAACUGAACCUGAAUUUUUAUGGGAAAAACCAAGAAUUAUCGAUAUUGCUGCAUGGAAAGCUAAUAAGGAAUAAUAAAAAUAACAAUGAAUAGAUAUUAUGUAAAAAAUAUAAAUAAACAAGUAAUU